Molecule: messenger RNA, 307 nt
Organism: Sinocyclocheilus grahami
Lineage: Eukaryota; Metazoa; Chordata; Actinopteri; Cypriniformes; Cyprinidae
Product: progesterone-induced-blocking factor 1-like
Exons: 2
Biological process (GO): cilium assembly
Cellular component (GO): microtubule organizing center
Source: RefSeq, a predicted model, not a curated record
CCUGAGGAAGCAGGAGAUGGACACCAUCAUGCUCAGACAGAAGCAGCUGGAAGAGACAAACCGUCAGCUGUGUGAUCGAGCAGGUGAUCUCCGCAGGAGCUUGAGGGACCUGGAGCUGUCUGAGGAGAAGUACGCUGAGCUGAAGGAGCUGCCUGAGGACAAACUCACCAUCCCUGAAUAUGUGGCAAUUCGGUUCUACGAGGUUGUGACCCCUCUGAGGGCUCUUGUGACUGAGCUGCAGGUGAAAAAGUCUAACCUGAACGAGGAUCUGGACAGCUAUCGUAACCAAAUUAGAUCACUAAUGGAG